AUGUCUCUUGAAGCACAAGAAUAUGCAAAAGCUUCAUCUUCGAUUGAGAACAACAGCUCCUUUCCACACUUUCAGAAACUGCACUCGGAGAUCCAAAAUCUCAUCUGGGAAUGGACUCUCCCCUACUCCAGAGUGCACUACGUCGAAUCCAUAGAGUUCAUCCCUGCACUUGUCAAUCCCCAAGGCCGAUAUCUUAAUAUCAAGUGUCCUCCUGUACCGAUUGCAUUUUCCGUGUCUAGGAAAUCGCGCUAUGUUGCGAGCUUGCACAUGACAAGAUUCUCUUUGAACACAGCGUUCAAUCUUGAUAGGCAUGGCAUCAUACCAUAUGGCUACUGCGGCCCUUAUGAUACCCUCUACAUCGAGAAGAUGUUCCAAAGCCAGCAGAAGUGGAAGCUGGGAAACAAUCCGUUUUUUACCAUGGCAUAUGGUCUUCAAAUAAAUGGCAUGAUGCAGGCUCCGCUUAUAGAGUUUCCAGCUUAUCGAGAUUUAUUUGCCGGCUUCACGCCCAGCCAGAAUAUUACACUAGUCAAAAUUGAGGAGAUUGAAGGCUUUGAUGACCACCGGUAUUGCAGUAGAGUCUUACCAGCCGAUACCCAUUGCAGCUUUGGAAUUGGCUUCGAUGAAACAUACCAAGCUGUAGCAUUUGAGAGAGAUCUGGAAGCAUGGAGAGAAGAGCAGGCUGUCAAGGCCAUGAGAAAAGGCAAGACUAUGCCAGAGAUAAAGAUUGCUGAAAUGGCCCUUGCGUGCGAGUGUGCUGAUGUGAAGGAAAAGAUGGAGGAGAAGGUCAGUGAGUUGAACAGGGCGGCGAUGUCCGAGACACUGGAGUAA
Fusarium redolens is the source of this 828-nucleotide messenger RNA. RefSeq lists its product as uncharacterized. The record is from RefSeq and is a predicted model, not a curated record. Bases 1 to 828 code for a protein of 275 amino acids. NCBI's taxonomy places the organism in Eukaryota, Fungi, Ascomycota, Sordariomycetes, Hypocreales, Nectriaceae. The transcript has a single exon.